UAAAAAAUACACGUCUUUUUCCAUUUGUUCAUUAAAAGAACAAAAAAGAGCCCACAUCUACAACGUCACAACGGUUUGCAACGUCACUACCAAAUAAUGAAAGAACGUCACAGUUCGCCAAAAUUCCACAUGGAAACGGAUGGAAAUUGGUUGGUGGCUGCAACAAGCAAGUAAAAUCUGGAAAGUCUUAAUUGGUCUUAGAAUGGAACAAUAUAAAUGGGAACAUCUUCCAGAUGUCGUAAUAAUCGAGAUAUUGAAAUAUCUAUCGGACGAAGAAAAGGUAAAAGCUGCACUAACAUGCAAAAACUGGGGACGGCUUUACUAUACCCCUUGCUUGUGGCGGAAAAGACAUUUUGAUGUUGGUGGUUACCGAGUGCAUGCCAAUGGACUGAGGGCUUGUCAAUUUGCCAGUUUACACGGGAGGCACGUGCAAAACUUGUCCCUCACGUGCACCCAUCCAUCUUAUCACACAGCCAAAAUGUUUCAGAAAACAAUGGAAGAAUUACUGUUCAAAAUGCGACACGCCAAACUGGUCGAGUUUGAGCUAGAGAGACUGGAGUUGGAACGAUUUUGGAGAUUCGAGGCAUCAAGGGAUCGUCUGAUAUCCAAUUUUGUGCGGUUUUUUCGAUAUCAAUAUCGUCUGGAAACGUUUGAUAUGACAUCAGCCCAACUUCCGUCAAACAGUGGAAUUCGCAUCUUGGAGACACUUGGUAGCAACUCAGGAGAAACCAUAAAAGAAUUAUUCUUGGAAGACUUUUUCCACUCUCGAUUAGCAAUCAUUCAAGUACCUCGAUACCUUAACUGUUUAACAUUGUUCAAAAAUGUAGAAUUCUUGGCGUUGAAUUAUAAUUGCAUUUCUGAAGAUGUCAUUGUCCUGUUUGCCAAAACUUUGCGCGGUAAACUGGACAUGAUCAAUAUAAAGGUAUGCAAGCUCGACCCCAGACAUCACAGAAUAAGUGGGGGAGCCUGGGGUAUGCUAAAACGAGCGUGUCCUAAGCUGGUAGUCUCAUUCUGGUUCGAAAACAUCGGACAAAUGCAUGAAAUCGUACCGAUCCUCUCCAAAGAAAUCCCCGUGCGUGAUUUCCAUAUUUGGACAGGGUACGACGAUGAAGCGGACUGGGUGCUGAAUGACACAAUACGUCAUCUACACGUGAACUAUAAACAUAUCAUAGAAUCUGUGUCUUUGGAGCUGGAUAAUAACCACGAAACCGUGGACGAGGAAAUCCUCGCUCUGGUGACGUCAUGUAAGCAUCUGAAGGACUUCACCCUGAAUGCCGUGAUCCUCAUCCCCACCAUUCAACAGAUCAUGGAGUUACAAAGAGAACGCAAAAUUGAUUUGAGAACGUUCCGGUUGACCGCCUGUGGCCUGUCUGAGAAUGAGUGGACAGAGCUGUCCGAGAUCCGCGACUCCUAUACCACCAUGAUAGAGCAGAGAGCGCUCGACUUUCGAUUCACCACAGAUCUAAUUGUGGAUUUUUCUUGAGAAAAAUAAUAAAUACACAAAUAAAGCAAACUAUGCACUGAGUUCACAAUUUUUUUCUUGAUUCAUUUAAUUAGUACCAGUAAUCACAUAAGAACUUUAAAAACGUUGUAGAGAUUUUUUUCUCGCAUUAUCACCGGUGUGAGAUUGGUUUGUCCGGUGUGAGACAGCAGUGUGAGAUUUUUCUGUCUUACACUGUGUAUAACUACGCUGUUUUAAAACGUAAACAAACGUUGUCUGCUGUAGGGAAAUGCAAAAUAGUGCAUUGAGAUUAUCCAUUAAGUAAUUGUGUUGCAUAAUUAAUUACAAUUUUUCAUAUUUUAAUUGAAAAAACUGUCGUAUGCUUUCAUUUAACUUGCACUAUUUGAAGCACGCGGAGGCACGCGGAGGGAUAAACCGAAAGUAAUCUUUUGAACGUCAUAACAGAAAGUUGUCAAACAUCAUUUUUUAAGCUAAUAUAAUGCGAGAAAAAUAAUCAUUCAUUAUAUACUCGUGUGGGAUAGUGAAAUUCCACCUCGGGGCCAAGAUUCACGGUCUAGGACUCGGCAAAGCCUCGUCCUAGACAGUGAAUAUUGUCCCCUCGGUGGAAUUUCACUAUCCCACACUCGUAAUAAUGAAUGAUUCUAUUAAUCUAUGUCUUUGUAAUAACUGAUACAUCUGUAUUGAAUAAUUGUUAUUUGUUACAAUAAAUCAAUAUUUUUUCAUUUAUAGCAGAUUUUUCAGAUUCAUUCCAAUUUACCUUCCAAAUUGUUAAUAAAGCGUCUGGUUAAAUGCAUUACCAAUGAUAGAAUAGCUUACAUCAUGAUUUACCAAAUUGUUUUCGAUGAUACAAGGAGAAGAAUCUGGGUUAAGAAGUAUAAUAAAUGAGAUCCCUUGUAUUUUCUUUACCUAUUUCUCCUUUACAAAUACAGUAUGCUGAGGAAAAAAUCAUUCUAAAAUGUUAGAAAUUGAUUAAAAAAUGAAACACGUGUAUAUAGUAUGAACACAUUUGGUGAAAAACUAUUUUGUAUUAAGUGGGGAAAACAUUUCCCAAACAUAUGCUGUAAAUGUUUUCCCAAACAUAUGCUGUAAUAGUAAGAGUCUGAUGUCUAAUCAAUAAUAACAUAUAACAGUACAUGACAUGUAUCUCAUGUAAACAACAAUUCAUGUACCCGGUAAAUCAAAUCCAUCUUGGCACAACUUGCAAUACAAAAUUUGAUGUAAAUCCUUGCUGUUGAUCGAUUUUUAAACAGUUUUAAAAAGAGCUACAAUAUACAUACACAAUGCAAAUUGAACAGCAAUAUACAUAUACAUGUAUAUCUGGUAUUAUAAACAGUAAUACACUUUUGUGAUCUGAAAUCUUUCAUAAAAUUUUUCAUUACAAUGACGUCUAAGUUGAACACAUGACCCAAAACAUAUUUUUACCAAGCUUUAUAAAAAAGAAAA
Molecule: messenger RNA, 2905 nt
Organism: Magallana angulata
Lineage: Eukaryota; Metazoa; Mollusca; Bivalvia; Ostreida; Ostreidae
Product: F-box only protein 39-like
Exons: 3
Coding region: 140-1483 (447 amino acids)
Molecular function (GO): protein binding
Source: RefSeq, a predicted model, not a curated record